Molecule: messenger RNA, 1665 nt
Organism: Penicillium nucicola
Lineage: Eukaryota; Fungi; Ascomycota; Eurotiomycetes; Eurotiales; Aspergillaceae
Exons: 6
Coding region: 1-1665 (554 amino acids)
Source: RefSeq, a predicted model, not a curated record
AUGACCAUCGACGCUGAUCCAAAGGGAGAACCUACACAGGCUCCAUCAUGGAAUAACAUCGUCACCCAAAAGCGCACUAUCCAACUAGACCUCAUCCCGGAGCCCUGGCGACUCCCAGCCGAGCUCACCACAGCAUUCUGCAAACGGGCUGCGAUCUCCCAGCAGGUGAAUAAAUGUCUGACGGAGAUAUUCUUUGAGAGGGCGAUUCAGAGGGCCAAGAAUCUUGAUGAGAUACUCGCGCGGACUGGUGAGGUUAUUGGGCCUUUGCAUGGUAUUCCUGUUUCCGUUAAGGAUCGGUUCGAUGUUGAGGGGGUUGAUACUACUGUUGGUUGGGUUGGUCUUACAAACAAGCCUGCCCAGUCGAACAGUUCCGUUGUGCAGUUACUUGAAUCUAUGGGCGCGGUGUUAUAUGUCAAGACUAAUGUGCCGCAAUCCCUUAUGAUGUCCGACUCAUACAACCACGUCUUCGGCCAAUCCGUCAACGCAUUCAACCACGCCCUCAUCUCCGGCGGCAGUUCCGGUGGCGAAGGCGCCCUCAUUGGCAGCAGAGGCAGUAUCCUAGGAGUCGGCACUGAUAUCGGUGGCUCAAUCCGUGUUCCAUCGGGCUUGCAGGGUCUAUACUCCAUUUGCCCGACGACAGGUCGAGUACCAUGGGAUUGUUCCUUUUUACACCAACACUACCUGAUCCCUCCAGUCGCCGGACCAAUGGCUACAUCCCUCGCUACGACGGAAUAUUUCAUUGAAAGUCUCCUCAAGUCCGAUCCGUGGAAUAUUGACCCCGGUGCUAUUCCCAUCCCCUGGAGAAAGGAAUUAGCAGCCCCGCCGACGAAUCGGAAGCUGAAGCUUGGUGUUGUCUUUGAUGAUGGGGUUGUCAAACCGCAGCCGCCUGUUGCGAGGGCGAUGCGUGAGACUGUCGAUGCUUUGAGGGCGGCUGGCCAUGAAGGUACAUAUAUCAGCUUGACAUAUUUGCUAUGCCCGAAAGCUAACAUAAUGCAAGUAAUCGAAUGGGACACAGCCCUCCACGCCCCCGCCACGAACCUCUGGACGAGAGGUAUUCUCGCAGACGGCGGCCAACACUGUCACAGUCUCUGUCAGAUAGUCGACGAGCCAUUGAUUGAAGGGAUGGUCGUGGGAACAGAUAAAGAUCUACUGACUAUUCAAGAGCGAGAAAAGCUCGAGGAGACUAAAUACGCCCUCCAAACCACAUUUCUGAAACAGUGGGUUGGUUCGGGCAUUGACGCCCUUAUCAUGCCCGUCCUGCCGUGGGUGGGCUACAAGCCCAAGACUUGGGUCCGCAGUAAACAAUGGCUGGGGUAUACGGCCAUGUGGAAUUUGUUGGAUUAUGCCGGUGUCACUGUCCCUGUCACCAGGGCUGAUCGGAUUCUUGACUCUGUUGGGAAUGGGCUGGAUGUCGAGUGGGAGGGUCAUUCUAUUCGGAAUGAGUCUGAUGCUUUCAAUUACUUGCAGUGUGAGUUUUGUCCCGUUUUACAUCGAGAAAUGAAGUAUGCACAUGCUGAUGUUGAUUCUGUUACAGAUGAUAUCAAUCUCGUGCAUGGAAUGCCUAUCUGUGUACAGAUUGUCGGUGGCCGUUUUGGAGAGGAAAAGGCUGUUGCUGUUGGAAAGGUUGUGGAUGAGUUGAUGAAUCCUACUCCUUUCCAUUCAUAA